Astrephomene gubernaculifera is the source of this 4843-nucleotide messenger RNA. The record is from the annotation of a GenBank genome assembly. Lineage: Eukaryota; Viridiplantae; Chlorophyta; Chlorophyceae; Chlamydomonadales; Astrephomenaceae.
GGAUUCAGUAACUCCAGUAAAACCACUGUCCUUACACUUUUCCACACCGUUUACGGAAUGCACAUCACUUACUCUGGCCGCACGUGGGAUUAGAAUGAAAGGAGUCCUUUUUGAGCCACGAGCCGAGGUCAAUCCUGACGACUUAGUUGCACUAGUAACUGUAUUUAUCUGGGGCCUGGUAUACUCCUACGCCGAGUACAAGCGACGGAGCGCAAGGAAGAAUGCCACUCAAGACUUGGCGGCAACACGCAAUUUCGCAAUCUCGUCAACUGGAUUGCAGCAAGAUGGUCGUUUUGGUGAAGUCUAUUAUCGACGACUCGAGGUGACAACAUGCGCGCCAAUAGGCUUGGUAUCCGUGCUGCCCACCGUUGGUCUGAAGGCGCUCCUAAUCACGCCCACCGAUGGCCACGGGGCUGAUGGCUCAGGGCAUGACAUCAAGGAAGCUUGCAGCAACGGUAGCCAUGCAAGCCCUGUCUGGCAGGACGGCGGCAAACCGCUCGGCUGCCUACCCAGCUGCACGCAAGCUUCUGCCGGCAAUGCCAGCGGCAGCAGCUGCGGAGGCUGCGACAGCAGCAGCAGCGGUGGCGGCACCGGUAGCAGCUGCGGCGGUAGCGCCAGCAGCUGCUGCGGCCUCAGCAACAGCAGUAGCACCAGCGGCGGCCCCGGCAGUAGCAGCAGCAGCUGCUGCCCCGCCACCACCUCUCUUCGGGACCAGGACCUCCUCCACUGCAGCUCCACCACUUCCUCCUCCUCCGCGCCAGCAGACGGUAUCCCCCAGGACCCAUCCUCAACAUCAGCCGAUGUGCCGUACUGCAGGGCGCUGCCGUACGCCCUGAUGACUAAUCUGGUCUUCAACUGUACGACAGCGCUGCCGGAAGACGAUCCGGCAGAGCUCAGUGACCCAGGGGUCGGUGGAGGGGCGACCCGCUGGAUCGUCGGCGGCACCGGGCGGCGGCGGCAGGGCCCCUCCCGCGCCUCGCCUGGUCCUCCCGCGCUUAUGCGUAGCGCGGGUCGAAGCCACGGAGGAGGCGGUGUCACGGCCACCUCAAUUGCUCGGCCCGGCAGCACGCGACAGACCCAUGGGCCACCCGCUUCUUCGUUCUCGCUCUCAGCCGCCUCGUCGUCAGCCGCUGCCGCCGCCAGCACUGGGCUCGCAGCUGCCACGAGGCAAGGCAGCGGCGGGCUGGCGGUUCCGGGGUUCGAUCGCUGCCGAAUGCGGAGCAACAUGUCCUUCGUAGAGGAGGAGGAGGAGGGCGGGGAGGGCAGCGCCGGCCGGGGGGGCGUUCAGACGGGCGCGGAGGGUGGGCGUGCUGCUGGAGGUGGCGGCGGCAGGCGAUUGGUGGCGGCGGCCCCUCCUGUGUGCGAGGGAAUAUACGAGCUGCGCAGCUUGAGGCUGCCCGUUCCUCCACUUCUGGACAGCGAGGGCGCUGUUGUGGUCACCGCUGCUGCCGCUGUUAGCACCUGCAUCAGCUGCCCGCUACCUGAGGAGCACCAGCAGCCCCAGCAGCAGCCCCAGCAGCAUCCGCAGACCCAGCAGCAGCACCCCCAGCGGCCGGUGCUGAAGUCUCCGCGGGGAGCCAGCACUUCCCCGCCACCGCCUGCUGCUGCUGCUGCCGCUACCACCACCUCCCACUCCUGCUCCCCCUCCCUGCUGACCCCACCACCUGCCAGCACCUCCACCAUCAACUCGCCUAGGGCCAGGUCGCAGCCCUCCCCCCGCAGCGCCCAGCCCUCCCCUCGCCCUUGCUGCGCAUGCGGCGGAGAAAGAGGCGCAGCAGCAGCAGCAGGAGAGGAGGAUGGGACCGAGGGGGCGCUGCCCCUACCGCCAUUGGAGCGCUGUGACUCGCCCCGAGACCUCCUCCUGAACCCCGCGCCUGCUACUGCUGCUACUGCUGCUACUGCUUCGGUUGCGACUGCCACUGCCACCGCUGCAGCUGCUCCUGCGAGUUGCGCCCAGAUGCGCACCAGCACAGCAGCCCGGCGCUCCCUCUCCCGCAUCCCCGUCCCCCCCACCUCCGCCUCCACCUCCGCCCCACCCACCGCCCGGCGCUCCCUAGCAGUCGACCUGCUAGCAGCCAGCGGCAGCAGCACCACCACCGCCCUCCCCGCCGCCCCUUGCACCUCCGCCUCCUCCUCCGCCCUGCCCUCCCCCGCCAUGACGCCGCGUUCCAGCCUGAGCCGCAUUCCGCCCUCGCCCUUCGCCGCCUCACGAGACUUCUGCCCCUCCGCACCCUCCACCCAUCGAGGCCCGGGCCCCUGCCGCACGACCACGCAUGCGACCACCUCCACCUCCAUGCGCGCCUCUGCCUUCGCCUCGUCCCUCGCAGCAGCAGCCGCAGCUGCGGGCUCCUCCUCCUCCGCAACCGCCACCGGCACUGCAGAGGAGGAGGAUGACAUCGUCAACAACGGCAGCCCCGGCCCCAGUCCGCAGGCCUCCUUCACCUCCGCCACCACCACCUCCUCCUCCUCCCGCUCCUCCAACGGCCGUCGCCUGCAGCAACUCCAGCACCUGCACCAACAACAGCUGCAGCAGCUACAACUUCAGCUCCGAUCCCGUCGUCUUUCCUCUGCAAGUGCCCUCUCCGCCUCCACCUCCGCUUGCACCUCCUCGGGUCAGAACUCCUUUAGCGCUCGUUCCGCCGGUAGCGUUUACCGAAGCAGCUACAACCACCACAACCACCACCACCAUCAUCAUCACACCGUUAGCGGUAGCGGACACUACCACGGUCACGACCACGAGGGCGGAAACGGCAUCAGCACCACCACUCGACAUGCCUCGGUUCAAACCCACCCCAGCCACUUCCCGCGCUCCCUUCCCGGGUCCACUCUAAAGGCCAGUGCGGCUUCCGGCACCCCCGCGGCGCUAGCUGCGGCAGCGGAUGCGAGUUUGACGCUGAGUCGGCGGCGUCAGGCGAGGGAGGCGGCGGCGGCGGCGUGCGUGGGCGGCCCGACCAGCCCGCGGUACCUGCGGCCCACCGCUGCCUCGGCGGCCAAGUCGACGUGUGUGUCACCGCAGAUGGCUGCGUUCCUGUCCGCAACUCCGUCGCCUCGGUGAGAGGGUGGUGGUGAGGUGCGGUGAUGAGGUGCGGUGCGGUGCGGGAGGAGGUGCUAACGGGACAGAUUUACCGCGACAUCGAAUGUGACACCACCACCACCACCAACAACAACAACCUGUUUGUUCGUAUGCCGCGACAGUGGUGGUGGUGAUGGUGGUGAUCGACUCGCUUGUGACAGCUGGCGGGUGUGUCGAUUAGAGUUGUGUGGGCGUGCAGCAGCUACGGUAACCGGGGAACACGCAAAGGGCAGGGGCAUUGCAGCCCCCCUGCUGCUGCUGCUGCUGCUGUUGCUGUGAUUGCCGUGCCGUUGUCAUCAAGGUAUCGAAGCACGACGUUUUCUUUUCUUAUAACGUUUAUAGUUGGGUAUAUGACGCAUACCUAAAUGAAGCUUUCAUGCGCGCGCCCGACACAGUUUAUGUACUUUUUUUCGUGCCGCACGGCGUUGCUCGGAUGAAGCUGGCCGUGCGGAUUAAGAUAAGCUAGCUAGCUAGCCGCUAGGAGCCGGUGCGUGUGUGUGUGUGUGUAUGAUGAUGAUGUAAGACACCGUGUAUGUGUUUUCUAUUGCACCAAAAUAUACUUUGGGCAAACCUGUAGACUCAGCUCGGCGUUUUGCGCGUUUACGGUUGGGGAACUAAUGGAGAGGGGAGAGGGAAGCGCGCGGGAGGGGGGAAUUAAGGGUUGGUGUUGGGUUAUACAUAUAUCGGUGCGAUGACGUCCGCUUUUUCGUCGUCAAUAACGGCCCUUGCGAACCCUUCACUCGUGUUACAAGGUUGCGCUUACGAAUACCUGCAUGUAUGGGCAAGUCGACAAAGAGACAUGGCUUGCAUCCUUCCUCAACUUAUAAUGCCACAGUUGUGGCAUAUGUGCUUUCUAAUAUCUCAAUACCGUACAACCAACUAACUCUUUUUAACGGUAUACGCUCAUCAUACAUGCGCACGUGAGAGCGGUGGGGACAAGCUGACCCGUGGGUCACUUGGAGGUGUGCGAUCUGUGUAGUUACACAUGCGCGCGCAUCUGUAUGAAUUUGUAGCUGACGACGAGGGGGUUACACGACCGACGCUCGCAUAGUAAAUGAAAGACGUUCCAAAGACGAGGAUUUAUGACUUCCGGUGGGGCUGCUGUGCAGGUAGGGGUCUUCUCUGGUGGUUUCUUCUCUGGCUGUGUAGAGAAGGCUGGCUUAUGUGGUGGUUUCCUAUAGAUUUGAAUCGGACCCCGGACUGCUAAGGUUCGUAUGUUGUGACUGCCACUGUUGCUGCCCCAUACGUUGCAAAGACAUGCAUGCAACGAAGUGGCAAGGAGAGGCAGGCCGAAGGGAAGUUGGGCUGUGGAGUAAAGAUGUCAUAUAGCGUGUAUGAAGCUUUAGGGGUAUUGCAACAAAGGUGGUGAUGGCGAUGAUGGCCACUUCUCGGCUUGUUUGUGUACGUUGCCCGUUGCGUAGUUGUUGUAGAUAGUUGUUGUUCCUUGUUAGUUGGUACGGCAGCAGUUGCCUGGUCAAACUUGCCACCCGGGGUUUAGCGGGUGUAGUUUCAGGGGCUUUGGGCCGUGUAUGCACCGCGGGCCGUGUAAUGUUCGUCUUCAAUGUACAUGCCAUACAUACUUAAGUAACCGAUUGCGUGUAAGGCAACGCCAUGUUUAACCCCUGUAUGUAUGUAAGCUGGAUCUUCGCAUGUACGGCCAAACUCAUGCCUCGUUUCGCACACCCCUUUACGUACUAUCAAACGGGUGUACGGCAUCUCUCGACCGCACAUGUAGGACCCAGGCACCCGAGGGCCCUAGUUAACGCGACC